Messenger RNA from Centropristis striata (black sea bass), 2102 nucleotides. RefSeq names its product probable flap endonuclease 1 homolog. The transcript is spliced from 11 exons. The record is from RefSeq and is a predicted model, not a curated record. Gene Ontology annotation, molecular function: magnesium ion binding; RNA-DNA hybrid ribonuclease activity; DNA binding. Bases 207 to 1253 code for a protein of 348 amino acids. NCBI's taxonomy places the organism in Eukaryota, Metazoa, Chordata, Actinopteri, Perciformes, Serranidae. Gene Ontology annotation, cellular component: nucleus.
UGCUGUACACACCAGGAAGAUGUUCAGGGGUUUUAAAUGGGCAUCAUUGUAGUUAGAGCUGGUUUAAGUGAAACUAAACUCCAUUUGUACACCCAGAGACCCACCACAAACGGCAGAUAACUUUCACCAAAUCCAUCUUGAGCAGGUUUUCCAUCUUUUCCCCGAAAGUAUUGAUAAACAGAAGCGCAGCAGCUGGCAGUAACACAAUGGGGAUCACCAAGCUGGCAGAUUUGAUCCGGCUAGCGUCUCCCUGUGCUAUUUCUCAUAAGGACAUCAGUGACUACACAGGAAAAGUAAUCGCACUCGAUACCUCUAUUGUUGUGAACCAGUUCCGUGCAGCGACGCCUUCACUAAGCCCACUGACUGGUCUCUUCUUCCGCACGCUCACCUUCCUGGAACAUGACAUAAAGCCAGUCUUUGUGUUUGAUGGGAAGCCUCCCGGGGAGAAGACGCCUGUUCUGGAGAAGCGAGCUGAGGCAGCUGGUUGGAGGUCUCCAAACCGCACAGGCACAGCAUCAUCCCAGACCAGAGAUUGUCUCCAGCUGCUGAAGCUGCUGGGUGUACCUGUCAUCCAGGCUCCAGGGGAUGCUGAGGCACUGUGUGCCUGCCUGGUGAGAGAGGGGACUGUGGACGCUGUGGCGUCAGAGGACAUGGACACUCUGCCAUUUGGGGCCAAUAUUCUCAUUCGCCAGCUGAAUGCAAAGAGGGACAGUGAAGUUGUUGAAUAUUCUUUACCCAAGUUGUUAGAGAAACUCCAAAUUAGUCACAAGGAGUUUGUUGACCUGUGUAUUCUGUUGGGCUGUGACUACUGUGACAAGAUUCCCGGUUUGGGUCCAAAGAGAGCUCUGGCACUGAUCCAGAAGCACCGUACUAUUGAGGAUGUGGUUUUGCAUAUCAACAGACAGACCCAUCCUAUGCCACAUUUCUGGAAAUACAAAGAAGCACGGAAGAUAUUCUUGGAUCCACCACAUACAGAAGCUCCUGAACUCACCUGGUCUGAGCCCGAUGAAGAAGCCUUGGUUAAGCUCCUCUGUCACGUCAAAUAUGUCAAGGAGGACAGGGUCCGUCGACGGAUGGAAAAGUUCCGUCAGAUGCGGGAAAGUAGGCGAGAGGAGCGGGAAAAGGAGACGGCAGCAGGACGUUCCAGGCAGACUCGCAUGGAGGACUUCUUUAGAGUUACCAGAAAGAGGGAGAAGCCUGUGGAAGCUGCAGACUCUUCAAGCAGUGACAGAAAGAGACCAAAGUCAAAAUAAGGCCGCCACCAUCUCUCCCUUCACCGUCAAAGUUGGAAGUUGUUGUCAACAUUGUCUGCCUGUCAAGUCAUCUCAAACAAUUAUGAAAAAAAAAACCCAGACAAAUCUGUCAUAGUAAUCUUGGAUUUCUGACAUGAGAAUAUUUUUUUAACAAGUCUGUGAUGAUGAGAAAGUCUAGAUCAUCAACAUCAAGAUCAAAUCAUCAACAACCAUGUCAGUGAUUGUCGAUGGUAUUCCAUGUGUUUUUAUUUUAUUUUCUGUAAUACCAAUAAUCAACACAUUUCAGAGGCAGCAGAUUUACAUGUUGAAUCAUGGCUUUGCAUUGGUAAAAGAUGGGUCUUUUCCAAGUGCCUUCUAGUCACCGCUCAAUUUAGAAAAAGACAAAACAAGCGUCUUGCAAGACACUGACUUCAAGUCUUUGUCUUUGCUUGGGAGCUCUCACUAACAAUGCAAUAAUCUGAUCUCGUCUUAGCAGCAGUGUCUGCAACAAUGCAGUUCACUGAGCAGUUCUACAGUUUAUCCAGCAGUUUCCCGCAGAGCUACCAAGAAAAAAGCAGGCGUUGGACGGCUAUGAAAGAGAACAGUGUGAUCACUGUCAGGGUGGCCUUCCCCCAAGCCAGAACUGCAGACAGGGGAUGUCUCAUCACUAGAUAUUCAAUGAGCACCUGUUGUGUAAAUGGUGCCAAGUCAGCGACCAAAGACUUGAAUUUUAAAACAUGCACCACAAAGUGCAAUCAUGUGAAAAAGAGAAAGUGAGAUGUUUAAAUCCAUAUGAAAAAAAAACUUUGUAUUUUGAAAAUACAGAAUAUGUUUUAUAUUUUUGUUUUAUAUGUAAUACUGUUGUGUUUU